AAUGAGUAGAAUCUUAGAUUCAUGAGCGUUCGUGGACUUUAUCAUUUCGAGUGUUUUGUAAGCAAGGUUGUAUAGAUGGAUUGAUCGAAAUAUUGAAUCUCGUUAUGGCUGCCUGAUUCCCUAUACAAGUUCCUCGUGCUGAUUGGAUGCCCAAUUCCUCCUAGCUUUACCAUGUUGCCAUGACAUAUCAGAUUAUGCAUUGCGGCCGCGAAUAAUCGACCAGACUAACAGCAUCGGUGUCUUCUGUUGGAUACUUGGAUAAAGUAGCCAUGAGGCCAUGAGGAAGACAUUGCUCAUCCCACAGACCCACACCUAAUCUUCCCCAAUCCAAUUUCCAUCAAGUCCAAUGUUGGGAAAUGUCAAGCCCAAUGCUUAAUCACCCCUCUCAUGUAGGAUUUCCAAAGCUCCCCGCGCAACUGCCCCAUCGACCAAUCGGAGAUCAGGACCAGGUCGUCCUCUGAACCGGCUCAAUUAUUCAGCUCAAAUGACCUCAUAUUCGUUCUCAGCUUCGUAGCAACUGCGACGCUUCGAUUUGUUCUCUAAACACGAGCGACAUCACCGGCUAAUCGUGUUCCAGUUGCUAUCGGCUAUCGCCAUGUCGUCGCCUUCCUCCUUGUUCAAGCAGCUCGGGCUUACGGGAGCCGGCUCCCCCCUCUCCGGCCGCCACCUCCUCCUCAUCCUCCUCGGCGCCGGCUUCCUCGCGUUCACCGUCUUCAUCGUCCACCCCAACGAGUUCCGCAUCCAGGCCUUCUUCGCAGGCAGCUGCAGCCGCCCCGGCACGGACGCCGCCGCUGUCGCGUCACCACCGGCCAAGGCUGCCGCCGCCGCUGAGGCUGCAGGGGCGCCGGCACCGGCGCCGGACGACGACGACGGCGACGUGCGCCUCCUCAUCGGCAUCCAGACGCUGCCGGCCAAGUACGAGCGGCGGCACCUGCUGCGGGCCGUCUACUCGCUCCAGGUCCGGGAGCACCCGUCCCUCGCCGGCCGCGUGGACGUCCGGUUCGUCUUCUGCAACCUGACGUCCCCGGACGACGCGGUGUUCGUGGCGCUGGAGAUCAUGCGCUACGGCGACAUCAUCGUGCUCGACUGCGCCGAGAACAUGGACAACGGCAAGACGUACACCUUCUUCUCCACCGUGGCCCGCGCCUUCGACGCCGGCGCCGGCGGCCGCCGCCCGCCGUACGACUACGUGAUGAAGGCCGACGACGACACGUACCUGCGCCUGCCGGCGCUGGCGGCGUCGCUGCGCGGCGCGUCCCGCGAGGACGCCUACUUCGGCCUCCAGAUGCCGUGCGACCGCGAGAACUUCUACCCGUUCCCGCCCUUCAUGUCCGGAAUGGGGUACGCGCUGUCGUGGGACCUGGUGCGGUGGGUGUCCGGCUCGGAUCUCGCCCGGCGGGAGCAGGACGGGCCCGAGGACAUGUGGACAGGGCGGUGGUUCAACCUCGCCGGCAGGGCCAAGAACCGGUACGACGCCGCGCCGAGGAUGUACAACUACAAGGGCGCCUCGCCGGACAGCUGCUUCCGGCACGGCUUCGUCCCGGACACAAUCGCCGUGCACAUGCUCAAGGACGACGCGCGGUGGGCCGAGACGCUCGCGUACUUCAACGCCACGGCGGGGCUCCCGCGCUCCGGCCACCUCUACCACCUGCCGCCGGCGGCGGCGGCGGGCAGGCCGUGAGGCCCUGAGCUGACCGUUGAACCGUUCGUUCAGUUCUUGGGCGUUCGCUCUCGUGGGGGCUCCGGGCCGGAUGCGCGUGCGUUGGAUGCUGUCAAGGGUUGGUGGCGGCAGUUACGUGUCCAUUUGGUGUUACUGAAUAAUGCUGAUAGAAUAGAAAAUUGCACAAUUGGAAUUGUUUGCAAUUUCGAGUUUCAUGUAGUACCUCAUCGAGUUUUUUUUUGAGAGGCCUCAUCGAGUUUGUUGGUCUUGUUUGAUGUAUGCCGCCGACUCGAAGAAGGAAGGACGGCUAUUGCCUGGACGCAACGCAGUU
Molecule: messenger RNA, 1991 nt
Organism: Setaria italica (foxtail millet)
Lineage: Eukaryota; Viridiplantae; Streptophyta; Magnoliopsida; Poales; Poaceae
Product: beta-1,3-galactosyltransferase pvg3
Exons: 1
Coding region: 596-1681 (361 amino acids)
Cellular component (GO): Golgi membrane
Molecular function (GO): hexosyltransferase activity
Source: RefSeq, a predicted model, not a curated record